CUUUCUAACCCCGGCUAGGCAAGAUGGCUCCCGCAAAGAAGGGUGGCGGGAAGAAGAAGGGCUGGUCCGCCAUCAUCGAGGUGGUGACCAGAGAAUACACCAUCAACAUUCACAAGCGCAUCCAUGGAGUGUGUUUCAAGAAGCGUGCCCCUCGGGCACUCAAAAAAAUACGGAAAUUUGCCAUGGAGGAGAUGGGAACUCCAGAUGUACGCAUUGACACCAGGCUCAACAAAGCUGUCUGAGCCAAAGGAAUAAGGAAUGUCCCAUAACGUGUCCGUGUGCGGUUGUCCAGAAAACGGAAUGAAGAUGAAGAUUCACCAAACAAGCUCUGUACGUUGGUUACCUAUGUACCUGUCACCACUUUCAAAAAUCUACAGACAGUUAAUGUGGAUGACAACUAACUGCUGAUUCUCCAACAAAGUUACAGAGCUGC
Molecule: messenger RNA, 433 nt
Organism: Orcinus orca (killer whale)
Lineage: Eukaryota; Metazoa; Chordata; Mammalia; Artiodactyla; Delphinidae
Product: 60S ribosomal protein L31-like
Exons: 1
Biological process (GO): cytoplasmic translation
Cellular component (GO): ribosome; cytosolic large ribosomal subunit
Molecular function (GO): structural constituent of ribosome
Source: RefSeq, a predicted model, not a curated record